CAUCCUAAAAUGUUGCAAGUUUUCCACUCGUGGUUAAAUUCGCAGAGGACAUCGCUCGACGUAGUACUGCGGUAUCGAGACAUGUAGCCAGUUUCACCACACGAGCCCUUGCAAUCGGUCCAUCUAAAAUAAUAAUAAUAAUAAAGUCAGAUCCAUCAUCGUAUCAUAUCGUCUAAAAGUAAAGUAUAAGAAAAAUUAUGCAAAAUGUCACUAGAGGUAGAUUCUCAUAAUUAUGAUCCAGAAAAUCUUAGUCACUUAACUAAAGAGGAACUUAUUAGUAUAAUUUUAGACCUCAAAGAUCAGAAUGUUAAACGCAAGAAGCUGACUAGAAAAACGAAACCUAAAAGAAAUAUUGAUUUCUCAAAAUAUCAUAAAAGGCAUGUGGUCUUUAAAUUAUUAUACUUAGGGUGGGACUAUCAUGGAUUUGCCACUCAAGAAAAUUCAGAAAAGACUAUUGAACAUGAAUUAUUUCGUGCACUUACCAUGUGUUGUUUAAUAGAAAGUCGUCAAACCUCAAAUUACCACCGUUGUGGAAGAACUGAUAAAGGUGUUAGCUCUUUUAGCCAGGCGAUUUCUUUGACUGUAAGAAGUAGUGGUGAUGAUAGUAACGAAUUACCCUAUUGUAAGAUGCUCAAUAGAAUAUUACCAAAAGAUAUAAGGAUAGUGGCUUGGAGUCCAGUCAAAGAAGAUUUCAGUGCUCGGUUUGAUUGUGGCUCUAGAACAUAUAAAUACUGGUUUCCUCGAGGUGAUCUUGAUGUAGAUUUGAUGAAUCAAGGUCUACAGCAUGUAAUUGGAACACACGAUUUUCGUAACCUGUGCAAAAUGGAUGUUGCGAAUGGUGUUGUACAAUUUUAUAGAAGGAUCACAAGUGCUGAUAUUAAAAUAUGCGCUGAAAAUAAUCAAUUUUCAACAAAUAGAGAUUAUGAUAUGUGUGAACUUACCAUUGUGGGUAAGGCAUUUCUUUGGCAUCAAAUUCGAUGUAUAGUAUCAGUACUCAUAUUAGUUGGAUCUCGUAAAGAAAAUGAAAAUAUAUUUAAAGACUUAUUGGAUGUUGAAAAUUGUCCAAGGAAACCUCAAUAUUGUUUAGCCAGUGACUUACCAUUAAAUUUAUUUGAUUGUCAAUUUGAAAAUGUCAAUUGGGUUAUUGAAGAUGAGUCUAUAUCCGAAGUCAUUACUAGUCUACAAUGUUCAUGGGCUACACAUAUGAUCAAAGCUACAAUGUUGGGAGAAAUGUUAAAAAACACUGAAACCUUAGUAGAAAACAAGAUUAACAAUCAAAGCAAAUGGUUAAUACAAGGUGUCCAUUCUAAAAUUUAUCAACCACUCCUGAAGAGACCGGCUAGUGCGAGUUUAGAAAAUCGGAUUCAAUACUACACAAAAAAGGGGAAGCUUAAAUUAGAAUGCAAUGAAAAAUAACAUUUUUGGUUUACAUUUUUUGUAAUAUUACAAUAUAAUAUAAUUUCAAAACCUA
Molecule: messenger RNA, 1471 nt
Organism: Aphis gossypii (cotton aphid)
Lineage: Eukaryota; Metazoa; Arthropoda; Insecta; Hemiptera; Aphididae
Product: tRNA pseudouridine(38/39) synthase
Exons: 9
Coding region: 205-1416 (403 amino acids)
Biological process (GO): mRNA pseudouridine synthesis; tRNA pseudouridine synthesis
Cellular component (GO): nucleus; cytoplasm
Molecular function (GO): RNA binding; pseudouridine synthase activity
Source: RefSeq, a predicted model, not a curated record